Molecule: messenger RNA, 480 nt
Organism: Gilbertella persicaria
Lineage: Eukaryota; Fungi; Mucoromycota; Mucoromycetes; Mucorales; Choanephoraceae
Exons: 3
Coding region: 9-350 (113 amino acids)
Source: RefSeq, a predicted model, not a curated record
UUUCCAUCAUGUCCAUCUCUACUUUAAAACCAGAUGCGUUUCGAUGUGAUCUAACUGCCAAAGUGCUUGAACAUGUCAUGACUGUAUCUGCUAAACAAGCAGACUCUGAUGCUCUUUUGAUCUUGAAUGAAUAUUUGAUUGGUGAUGACAGUGGUUGUGUUGUCCUAAACACAAAACAAGACUUGACUAUAGAUACUGUGUAUGAUAUUAAAAACGCGUAUACACAAGCAACCGAGGGUUAUUUACGCGUAUAUGCUAAUGACAUAGAAACUUCUUCUGCCUCUUUAGACAAGGUGAAUACUGAAAACAACAAAUCGCUUGUAUUUAUGGAAAGGAUAACAAUAAAUUAAAACAUUGUCUGUGACAAAUAUGACUACUUUUUUGAAGCAUUUCGAGUAGUCUAUCAAGGCUUAUAUCUAAGACAUGCAUGUAUGUGUUACCCAACACGGUUUAAAGGAAUUACUAUUCAUCCGAUUAUCG